This is a messenger RNA of Temnothorax curvispinosus, 1833 nucleotides long. RefSeq names its product retinal dehydrogenase 1. Bases 218 to 1684 code for a protein of 488 amino acids. The transcript is spliced from 10 exons. NCBI's taxonomy places the organism in Eukaryota, Metazoa, Arthropoda, Insecta, Hymenoptera, Formicidae. The record is from RefSeq and is a predicted model, not a curated record. Gene Ontology annotation, molecular function: aldehyde dehydrogenase (NAD+) activity.
AAUUGCAAGUAUAAAUAAAUUGUAAAGAUUUGAAAAAGAUACAGAAACGGACACAGAUACGGUUAGCGUUGAGUUGAUAUUUAUAAGCAAUCUUAUCACGUGCCGGAAAUAAUCUCUCUGCAUGGUAGCGACGUAGUCUCUAUAAACGCUGCUCAAGCACUUAGCCGUGGGACUUACCGGUCGACUGUUGUCAAGUGUAGACAUCACCGAGAAGAAAAUGGCAAAGCAAGUCCAAAUUAAAUAUACCCAACUAUUCAUUGAUAAUGAAUUUGUGGAUGCUGUGAGUGGUCGUAAAUUUCCCACAAUAAAUCCUACCAAUGGUAAAGUCAUCGCUGAAAUCUCCGAAGGAGAUAAGGCUGAUGUAGAUAAAGCAGUGGAAGCUGCUAAACGGGCCUUUAAUAGAAAUUCGGAAUGGCGUACGAUGAAUCCAUAUGUCCGUGGACAACUCAUGCACAAGUUCGCAGAUCUCGUUACACGCGAUUUAGAUUAUAUCGCUACUCUCGAUACUCUUGAUAAUGGAAAAACGUAUGCAAGUGCUGUUGAGGAUAUUCGAUUUGGUAUUGCUGUUCUUCGUUAUUAUGCAGGCUGGUGUGAUAAGAUACUUGGAACUACUAUUCCGACAGGCGACACUAGCGUUACAUUGACACGAAAAGAGCCAGUCGGCGUUGUAGGACAAAUCAUCCCUUGGAAUUAUCCGUUCGUAAUGUUGGCUUGGAAAUGGGGCCCUGCAUUGGCUACUGGAUGUACUGUGGUCUUGAAGCCAGCGGAGCAAACACCUUUGUCCGCGCUUUACGCAGCCGCCCUGGCUAAGGAGGCAGGAUUUCCAGCCGGUGUCGUAAAUGUCAUUCCAGGUUACGGUCCAACUGCUGGCGCAGCUAUUGCUGAACAUCCAGAAAUUCGUAAAGUUGCUUUUACCGGAUCCACCGAGGUCGGACAUGCCAUAAUGGUAGCUGCUGGUAAAAGUAAUCUUAAGCGUGUCAGCCUUGAAUUAGGUGGCAAGAGCCCGCUCGUUGUUUUCGACGAUGUUGACGUGAAAGAAGCUGCAAAAAUUGCGUACAAUGCGAUAUUUGCGAAUCAUGGGCAAAACUGUUGCGCGGGAUCGCGAACAUUUGUACAUUCUAAGAUAUACGACGAAUUCGUGAAGCAUGCUAAACAGCUGGCGCUCGAUAGGAAAGUGGGAGAUCCAUUUGAUUCUAAAACCGAUCAAGGCCCGCAGAUCGAUCAAGAGAUGUUAGACAAGGUCCUGGGCUUAAUCAAUUCCGGCAAACAACAGGGCGCUGUUGUGGAAGCCGGUGGAAAUCGCAAAGGUGACACCGGUUAUUUUGUACAACCUACAGUCUUUUCAAAUGUAACCGAUGAUAUGAGGAUUGCCAAAGAAGAAAUUUUUGGUCCGGUUCAAACAAUCCUGAAAUUUGAUACCAUGAAUGAAGUAAUUGAACGUGCGAAUCGCACUAACUAUGGUCUUGCUGCUGGUGUAAUUACCAAAGAUAUUAAUAAAGCUUUGGAAUUUGCCCAGGCCGUAGAAGCGGGUAGCGUUUGGGUAAACUUUUACGAUGCUGUCGCACCCCAAACACCAUUUGGCGGUUUCAAACAAUCUGGCACAGGACGUGAAUUGGGAGAAGAAGGCUUGAAAGAAUAUCUCGAGAUCAAAACAGUCUCCAUCAAUGUCACAAAAGGAAAUUAAUACUCGAGUUAUGCAUGGAUAUAUAAGCUCUUAAUUUUCAUUAUAAUUUUGUUGAAAAUGUCUUAAAUAAAACUUUUGUAAAAGAAUAUUAAAGUGAUAUAUGUAAUGAGAUAUAUUAUUCAUGAUAUUAAAGUUUGGGAACCAAUGUA